GACCCCAUUACAUUUUUGGGUCUAAACACUUUACAACUCCAAACUCCUAAACUGUGCAACCUAGGCUUUAUAAUUUUGAAGAAAGCAACCUUUGAGCCUCUUAAUAGGUGGAUCUCAAACCUAGAAGGGAGACGCCAAUUGACAGUGUGAGAAGAGUGCAAAAAAUAUGGGUGAAAUGGCAGAGAACGAUGAGUUUUACCUGAGAUAUUACGUUGGCCACAAAGGUAAAUUUGGACACGAGUUUUUAGAGUUCGAGUUUAGGCCAGAUGGAAAGCUCCGUUAUGCUAACAAUUCAAACUACAAAAACGAUACUAUGAUUCGCAAGGAAGUUUUCCUUACCCCUUCUGUUCUCAAAGAAUGUCGCCGCAUUGUUGCUGAAAGCGAGAUCAUGAAGGAAGAUGAUAACAACUGGCCUGAACCAGAUAGAGUGGGGAGGCAGGAGCUUGAGAUUGUGAUGGGAAAUGAACACAUAUCAUUCACUACAUCUAAGAUUGGUUCACUAAUGGAUGUGCAGACCAGUAAAGAUCCCGAGGGACUUCGUAUCUUCUAUUAUCUUGUUCAGGAUCUGAAGUGUUUUGUGUUUUCUCUCAUCUCGCUCCAUUUCAAGAUCAAACCCAUUUAACUCGUGCUUAUGGCGUGUUAAAAGUUUAGCAGGAUGUGCUUGGCGUCAUGUUCUGAAUCGUGUAUCCCCUAAGAGAUAAUGCCGUUUGGUGGUGUUCUGUUCUGUUUUUUAUUUUUAAAUGAUGGACAAGUCUUAGACAUUAUUUGCGUAUCUUUCCUUUUUAUUCAUCGUUUCUGUUUCUGUAUAUUUGGUCAGUUGUUCUGUAGCAACAUUGGAAGCACGAGGUUUUUCGUCAUGUAAUGUCUUGUGAGAUUUGUUUCCGGUA
Molecule: messenger RNA, 887 nt
Organism: Lycium barbarum (goji berry)
Lineage: Eukaryota; Viridiplantae; Streptophyta; Magnoliopsida; Solanales; Solanaceae
Product: protein mago nashi homolog
Exons: 3
Coding region: 167-622 (151 amino acids)
Biological process (GO): RNA splicing
Cellular component (GO): exon-exon junction complex; nucleus
Source: RefSeq, a predicted model, not a curated record